AAAAUGAAAGGGGUGGGUCUUUGGUACAUCACCUGAGUCCUGGGGUAAAUGGAAAGAGCGUCAAUCAAAGGCAGAGCUCUCAGAGCUGGGAAGGAGAUCUAGAUGGCGGCUGAGCCUUGGAGAGGAGAGCGCAUUGAGAAUCGCCGAGCCUCUCCAACACUUUGUGUAACUUUUAGCAACUUUUAGGCCGCCGCAGGGGCCAUUGGGAGACUUUAUUAGCGAAUCUAGAUCGCUUUCGAGUUGUUACAUUUGUGAUUUAGCAAAGCUUUUUUGUUUAAUUUGUGUGGCUUUAUCGAGAGGAGAAUUACAGUACACUAUGUGCGAGUCGUUGUUUUCCAGCUUAAGCACAGGCAGCCAUGACGCACCACCAUUUUUAGUGCGCUCUGCCUAGGGUGCUUCUACGCCUCUUUAUUUAAUUAAUUUUCUUUUCCGAUAGCAUGUAAUUUUUAUUUUUGUUUUAAAAAAACAUCCGUUAAGCGAUAUAUGCUGAAAACUAAAUAUUUGCGUUUGCGGACCCCAGUUACGGAAUAAAGAACUUCAUUGACGAGUGGGAAGCAACACUGCAAUCUACCUGUCUGUACAUGGAAUAGUAAAAUACCAGGACACGAGAGCAUCAAAAACAAGUGUACAGGAUAUAUAAAAUGAUGAAGAAUAAGAACAGCAAGCGAGAAGACGACGGUUCGACCCAAAGUAAUGCAUCAAGCAACUCCGCUUCUGAGGAAUCGAACCACUCGGCCUCGGAGUCGGGCAGUCAGUCCGAGAGCGAGCGGGGCAGCGAGCGGGGCAGCGACUCCAACAGCAGCUCCGAGUCCGAGAGCCAGUCCGAGUCCGAGAGCGAAUCGACGGGAUCCAAAUCCCAGCAGGCCACCUCCGAGGUCAAGGAUAAGCCUGUCAGCAGGAAGGACAGAUUAGCCGAUGUCAAGAAGAUGUGGGAAGAACAUCCAGAUGUUUAUGGGGUCAGGAGAUCGAACCGGAGCAGACAAGAGCCUGCUCGACUUAAUUUUGGAGCUGAGGGUAGCAGUGAAUCUGAAAAUGAAAGUGGUAAAAGAAAAGGACUGCGGCAGACGAAGAAAGAAAAUACCUGGAAAGAUGAUGACUCUAAUGACGAAGAAGAUGAUGAUGAUGAUGGUGGUGAUGAUGAUGAUGAUGAUGAGGAGGAGGUGGAUUCCAGCAGUUCAGAGAGUGAGCAGGAAGAGAAAAAAGUUAGAUCCAGACGCCCACCAGCCAGAAGAUCACAGACCAGGACCUCAGCCAAAAAGCAACAGUCCCAGCGGGGCAAGAAACGAAAGAAACAGGAGUCGUCCGAUGAAGAUGAGGAGGAGGAGGAGGACGACGACACCCCCAAGAGACAAACACGACGGCAGGCAGCCAAAAACGUCAGCUACAAGGAGGACGAGGAUGACUUUGAGACUGACUCCGAUGACCUGAUUGAAAUGGCUGGGGAGGGAGCAGAAGAGCAGCCGGAUGACAGCGAGACCAUUGAAAAAGUCAUGGAUGUCAGAACUGGAAAAAAAGGAGUCACGGGUGCCUCAACGACAGUAUAUGCCGUGGAGGCGAACGGAAAUCCAUGUGCAGACUUCGACCUGGAGAAGGAUGAGGGCGAAACUCAGUAUCUCAUUAAGUGGAAAGGCUGGUCCUACAUCCACAACACCUGGGAGAGCAUAGACUCGCUCACACAGCAGAAAGUUAAGGGCCUGAAGAAGCUGGAAAACUUCAAAAAAAAGAAUGAAGAAAUAAACUAUUGGUUGUCCAAAGCUAGCCCAGAAGAUGUGGAGUAUUAUAACUGCCAGCAGGAGCUGACUACAGACUUGAAUAAGCAGUUCCAAAUAGUGGAGCGAGUAAUCGCAGCAGUGAAGACUGGGAAAUCAUCACAGUGCCACUCAGAUUUCCCAUCCCACAGCCACAAGACCUCCUCCUCCUCCAAUGAGCCAGAGUACCUGUGCAAAUGGAUGGGGCUUCCUUAUGUGGAGUGUAGCUGGGAAGAUGGAGCCCUUAUUGGAAAAAAGUUCCAGCAUUGUAUAGACAGCUUUAACAGCAGGAACAGCUGCAAAACUAUCCCUUCUAAAGACUGCAAAGUGUUGAAACAGAGGCCACGGUUUGUUACAUUGAAGAAGCAGCCAUCCUACAUCGGAGGAGAGAACCUGGAGCUUAGAGAUUACCAGUUAGAUGGGUUGAACUGGCUGGCUCACUCGUGGUGCAGGUGCAACAGUGUGAUCCUGGCUGAUGAGAUGGGGCUGGGGAAAACGAUUCAGACCAUCUCCUUCCUGUCCUACCUGUUCCACCAGCACCAGCUGUAUGGUCCCUUCCUGCUGGUGGUGCCUCUGUCCACCCUGACCUCCUGGCAGAGGGAGUUUGACAUCUGGGCGCCGGACAUGAAUGUAGUGGUGUACCUCGGGGAUGUCAUGAGCAGGAAAACGAUCCGUGACUAUGAAUGGAUACACCCGCAGACAAAGAGACUGAGGUUCAAUGCACUUUUAACCACGUAUGAAAUUCUACUGAAGGACAAGGCUGUGCUGGGUAGCAUAAACUGGGCCUUCCUGGGAGUUGAUGAAGCCCACAGACUGAAGAAUGACGACUCCCUGCUGUACAAAACCUUGAUCGACUUCCGGUCCAACCAUCGGCUUCUCAUCACAGGGACGCCGCUGCAGAACUCGUUAAAGGAGCUCUGGUCACUGCUGCACUUUCUCAUGCCUGAAAAGUUUGAUUCGUGGGAGGACUUUGAGGAUGAGCAUGGAAAAGGGAGGGAUAAUGGCUACCAGAGUCUCCACAAAGUCCUGGAGCCUUUCCUCUUGCGCCGGGUCAAGAAGGACGUGGAGAAGUCCUUACCGGCGAAGGUGGAGCAGAUCCUGAGGGUGGAGAUGUCAGCCCAGCAGAAGCAGUAUUACAAGUGGAUCCUGACCAGGAAUUACAGGGCUCUCUCCAAAGGCGCGAGGGGCAGCACGUCGGGUUUCCUGAACAUCGUCAUGGAGCUGAAGAAGUGCUGUAACCACUGCUACCUGAUCAGGCAGCAGGAAGACGAAUAUACAUCCCAGCAGGAACGUCUGCAGUGCCUGGUCCGCUGCAGCGGGAAGCUGGUGCUCCUUGACAAGCUCCUGACGAGGCUGCGGGAGAGAGGCAACCGCGUCCUCAUCUUCUCCCAGAUGGUUCGGAUGCUGGACAUCUUGGCAGAGUACCUGGCCAUCAAGCACUACCCCUUCCAGCGCCUAGAUGGGUCGAUAAAAGGAGAAAUCCGAAAACAAGCACUUGAUCACUUUAAUGCUGAAGGCUCGGAGGACUUCUGCUUCCUGUUGUCCACUCGAGCUGGUGGCCUGGGCAUUAACCUGGCCUCUGCUGACACCGUGGUCAUCUUUGACUCUGACUGGAACCCCCAGAACGACCUGCAGGCUCAGGCCCGGGCGCACAGGAUCGGCCAGAAGAAACAGGUAAAUAUUUAUCGGCUGGUAACGAAGGGGACAGUAGAGGAAGACAUCAUUGAAAGAGCCAAGAAAAAGAUGGUUUUAGACCAUCUGGUCAUCCAAAGAAUGGACACUACUGGACGCACGGUGUUGGACAACAACUCGGGAAAUUCAAAUUCAAAUCCAUUUAACAAGGAAGAGCUGAAUGCCAUUUUGAAAUUUGGAGCACAGGAUCUUUUCAAGGAGCCAGAGGGGGAAGAGUCUGAGCCACAGGAAAUGGACAUAGAGGAGAUCUUGCGCUUGGCUGAGACCAGAGAGAGUGACCAAGCAGUGAAUGCCACAGAUGAGCUGCUCUCACAGUUUAAGGUGGCCAAUUUUUCCACAAUGGAAGAGACGGCCCCUGAGCUGGAGGAGAAGCCCUCCACAGACUGGGACGACAUCAUCCCCGAGGACCAGAGGCGCAAGAUGGAGGAGGAGCAGAAGCAGAAGGAAAUAGACAUGUACAUGCUGCCCAGGAGCCGGAGCUCCACCAAGAAGGCUCAAGCGAACGACAGCGAUUCUGACAUCGGUACCAAGCUGAAACAAAGGUCUUCUGGAUCAGAGAGCGAAACGGACGACAGCGACGAUGACAAACGGCCGAAGAGGAGGGGCAGACCCCGCGCCCGGAAGAACAACGUGGAGGGGUUCACGGACACCGAGAUCCGCAGGUUCAUCAAGGCUUACAAGAAAUUCGGAGCUCCUCUUGAAAGACUGGAGGCCAUUGCUCGUGAUGCUGAGUUGGUGGACAAGUCUAUUGCUGACCUGAAGCGUUUGGGGGAGCUUAUUCAUAACAGCUGUGCAGCAGCUGUACAGGAGCACGAAGAGCAGCUGAAGGAAAACCCUAGCGAGGCUAAAGGCCCAGGGAAGCGGAGGGGUAUUACCAUUAAAAUUUCAGGAGUCCAGGUCAAUGCCAAAUCCAUCAUUCAGCAUGAGGAGGAGUUUGAGCCAUUGCACAAAGCCAUACCUGCUGAACCCGAGGAAAGGAAAAAGUUUCAGCUGACGUGUCGUGUCAAGGCGUCCCACUUUGAUGUGGAGUGGGGUGUGGAGGAGGACACUCAGCUUUUACUGGGCAUUUAUGAGCACGGUUACAGCAACUGGGAUCUCAUCAAGACCGACCCAGAUCUCAAGCUGUCCAGUAAGAUUCUUCCAGAUGAUCCUGAAAAGAAGCCACAAGGAAAGCAGCUGCAGUCAAGGGCCGAUUACCUCCUCAAGCUGCUGAAGAAGGAGCUGGAGAACAAGGAUGCUUCCAAAGCAGGGGAGGAGGCCAAAGUAAAGAAGAGGAAGCCAAGGGUGAAGAAGGAGAACAAGGCCCCCAAAGAUGAGCAUGGAAAUGAAAUCUCCUCACCUCGGCUCUCUGACAACCCGUCUGAGGAGGGGGAGGUCAAGGAUGAUGGCACUGAAAAGACCGCUUCAAAGAAGAAGCAGAAGAAGAAAGAUAAUAAAGAAAACAAAGAAAAACAGGGAACUCCCAAAAAAGAAAAGGAUGGGGACAAAGACAAAAAACGCUCGAAGCCGAAAAAAGAAAAGACCAAGUCAGGAGUGAAAGGGAAGAAGUCUCAGGGGCCUGUGCACAUCACUGCGGGCAACGAGCCUGUGCCCAUUGGGGAGGAGGAUGACGAGCUGGACCAGGAGACCUUCAGCAUUUGUAAGGAGCGAAUGCGGCCGGUGAAGAAGGCCCUGAAACAGCUGGACAAGCCUGACGAGGGCCUGUCUGUUCAGGAGCAGCUCCAGCACACACGCACCUGCCUGCUGAAGAUCGGAGACCGCAUCACAGAAUGCCUUAAAGCUUACACCGACCCAGAGCACGUGAAGACGUGGAGGAGGAACCUGUGGAUUUUUGUGUCUAAGUUCACUGAGUUUGAUGCCAGGAAGCUUCACAAGCUCUACAAGAUGGCGCAGAAGAAACGAUCGCAGGAGGAAGAGAAGGAGCAGAAGAAAAAGGAAGACUCCUCGAGCAGUAAAAAGCCCUUCAGGCCGGAGCCCUCUAGCUCCAGCCGGGACUCCAUGGGCUCCCAGCCCUCCCAGAAGCAGCACCUGGCUCUGUCCCACCCGUCUCUGCAGCCCCCCCUUCACGGGCACCACCGGGACCCCUACAACCCGCCCAGCAAGAGGCACUUCGGAAGCGCAGACCGGGGAGACUGGCAGCGAGAUCGGAAGUACAGCUACCCUGGAAACAGCAACCCGUCGUGGUCGGGCGACCGGCAUCACCCCUACGACCAGCAUCGCUACAAGGAUCACCACUAUGGGGACCGGCGCCCUCACGGGGACCCCUACAGGAGCUCCGGUAGCUACCGCAUGGGGGGCUCCCCUCGCAAGCGGCCGUACGAGCAGUAUGGCAACGACCGCGACCACAGGGGGCACCGGGACUAUUAUGACAGGCAUCCUGACCCAAAGCGAAGGCGCUCGGAUGAAUUUCGGCCCCAGAACUACCACCAGGCCGGUGGCCACCCGCAGGACUUCAGAAGGAUGCCUGACCACAGGGCUCAGGGCAAUCACGGUGCCGGGGUGCCCGACCACUACCGCCCCUUCCACCCUGACAAGCCUCCUCACAUCACCUCCGCCCUGAUGGACCCCCGCUCCCCUCCGUCCCAGAAAUCUCCACACGACUCGCGCUCGCCGCCCGAAAGGACCGGAGACCAGAAAAACACCCCUGAUUUCAGCUGGAAUGCCAGAAAGACAUAAAGAGGGCUGCGGGAUUGACUAAACUUAAGGAACUGAAACAGCAUAAUGGAGGGAAAGAUACAUGCUGCUAAGUUUAAUGCCAGUCACGGUUUGACUUUCAAAUCAGACUUUCCUUUGCUGUGGAGCGGUCAGCUUCCUUUGCUGACCUGAGAGACAGACACAACCAUUGUUCUUUACCAGCAAACACCCCCCCUUAAGUUUUCAACGCUUUCAGAUAACAGUAACUGGGUACGUGACGGGCACAGACGAAGCUUAAGAGGGGGAUGUUUAAACAGCCUGUGCCUGGGUUCAGUCACUGGCUUGUGCUGCUUACUGCGCAGCAGAUCAAAAACUCUUACCAUGGUCAGGAACAUCUUAAAGACGCAAGCUCUGUGUAUUUGCUAAGACCAAGAAGGAUGGCAACGUGUGGUUAGGCCCAUGGACUGUUCGGGAGAUGGUGGAUUUGCCUUUAUUCGUGGGCUGGGUGCAGAAUAUGAAAGUGCCUCAAGCUCUUGGCUCUCGACUUUUAGAUGGCGUUAGGUUGGACGUCACUGCUGUCUUUCUUAUACAGUUAACAGGUUUCCUAGAGCUGUUUUCUUGUGUUUCUUUUCCAUACAUGUUAUGUAAAUGAUCAGGCUUGGAGGCACCAAAUUGUUUGUCCAGCCUUCCAGUAUAGGUGUUUGUAAUGUUGAGGUCAGCUGAAUGGGGAAGGAAAAGAUUGGGAACUCGUUACAGUUUGAUUUAAGGAUGUGUUGAAGAAGUACGUAUACAGAAUGUAUAAGUAUGUGUUUUGCUAAAGGCAGAUGCAGUGUUUUUCAUUUCAUACAUACUGUUUACGAUAUGCACCUUAUUUAUAGACUAGUGAGGAAAAAUAUUGAUCGACAAAAGUUGUAAUAUGCACUGCCUCUGUCCUUUAUUUCAAGAAAAAAAAAAUCAUUUUCUUUUUAUUUAAUUAUCUGAGUUACUUUCCAUCCUCUGGAAAGUGACUUUUUCCUAUGGCUGACCUCAGAACUCUUACGCAUUUUCUGCACUUUCUUGUUAUUAAGCUACUAUUUCUUCAUUCUGAUCAAUUUAGAAAUUCAAUGUUGUAAGCCCAAGCUUGUUAAUGAACGUUAAGUUUAACAAGCAUAUACUAACUAACCAGUAUUUGUGGUUAACGCAGACCAGUUACCAGAAAGUAAUAGACACUAUAAAUCUGAAGAGAACUUAUUUCAGGACCAGUUACAAUAUUUUUUUAAAAAAAGAUCUCGCACUAUAAUGUUUGGUGUAUAUAUUAUAUAUACACUCACAAGAGCGCAUUUAUUAUAAAAUAACAGACAAUGCUCUUCUGCAUUCUACUGAUAAGCUGUUUUUAUACCCAGUUAAUUUCUCAGGUAUGUAAAAGAUGAGCCAUUAUGAUAUCUUUGCAUACCGUGGUCAAAAGAACCAAGGUACUUUGUUCAGUUCCUCUCACACGAGUGAGCACAGUGUUUGUUACAUUGGUAUGUAACAUGGUUGUAAUUUAACUAUUGCAGGUAUUUCUGUAAAGUAUCAACUCACAAAGCAUUAGAAUUUAAAAUCAUCCUCAAGGUGAGGGAUAUUUUGAGAUUUACAGAACUUAAUCGUAAUGCUAUUAAAAAAAACAUUUGAUCUUCCAAGAAAAAGUAACAAGAUUGCCAUUUUGUUUGUGCUGGCUGCAUUUUUCAGUAUUGAAAAUCAAACAACCUGGUCAAAGCUUGGAUGAAGCACAGAUAGGAAAAGUUGUUCUGAAGUUGAGGUGAAAGGAAUAGGCAAUUGCUAACCUUAAGUAAAUUGAAGUGCCAUAUUACAUACAGCCCUGACCAGGUUAUGUGUUGCGUGUUUGAAGUUGUAGUGUGCUUUUCCAGCUGUGCCUUAUAUCCUGUGGUAUAUUGUCUUUAGUGUGUUCUAAUCAUAUAGUCACAAUACAGAAAUGAUACAAUAUGUAUAGUCGUGGUAACAUUUUCAUUCAUAUGGAAACAUUUUCGACAACGGCUAUGUGACAAACUUCAAAGGAUUAAGCAAAACCUUGUAGAUACCACCUUGUUUCUGCAGUUUUCCAAAGAUUUAGGAAUGGAGAGUCUUGAACAUGAAUUCUACAGGAUAGCUCUUCCCAGACCUGGUAAAAACUCUUGCAUUUGCACAGAAGAAUCAGCAUACUACAUCUUCUCGGCAGAAGAUCAUGGGAAAAUCCUAUUGUAGGAAAUGAAAACAAGUCUUUGCCAAUAGAUCCUUCUUUCUUAUUUUUUUCUUUUCCAGAAUUACACAGAUGUGUAUUAUUCUUUAAAAUAUCUUUGAAGAAGAUAAAAUAAUUUAUAUUUGUGAAAAGGCCACUGUUCAAGUGAGUUUUGCUGUAAAUAUGUUGUUUAUAGUCCUAUAUGUAUUAAAUUUUCCUACAUUGUAAAUCAUUGUCCUUUGAUUUAUUAAAAAGAGUUCUUGGGA
Messenger RNA from Lepisosteus oculatus (spotted gar), 8534 nucleotides. It is a transcript of the gene chd2, whose product is annotated as chromodomain helicase DNA binding protein 2. The record is from RefSeq and is a predicted model, not a curated record. Gene Ontology annotation, cellular component: chromatin; nucleus. Gene Ontology annotation, biological process: regulation of transcription by RNA polymerase II; nucleosome organization. NCBI's taxonomy places the organism in Eukaryota, Metazoa, Chordata, Actinopteri, Semionotiformes, Lepisosteidae. Gene Ontology annotation, molecular function: ATP-dependent chromatin remodeler activity; chromatin binding; DNA binding.